AUGUGCGAUGUGUUGGGCUGGUACCUGACAUGGCCGUUUCAGAAGGCCCGCACGAUGGGGAAGAACAAGGCACCGAAGAGAAACAUGGAAGCGUGCAGUCAUCUUGCCGCCAAUCCUGGCGCCUCGUUGCGAACCCGCGCGCCUACCCUGAAGCACUCGGCCGACGAGCCCAGCUCCGAUUACGACGACGUUGCGGCCCCUCCCAGCGAUGCGGCCUGGACCUCUCGUUUCGACGGUCCCCAAGCCGCCGAAACUGCACCGCCUCGGCCUUAG
Molecule: messenger RNA, 273 nt
Organism: Gaeumannomyces tritici R3-111a-1
Lineage: Eukaryota; Fungi; Ascomycota; Sordariomycetes; Magnaporthales; Magnaporthaceae
Exons: 2
Coding region: 1-273 (90 amino acids)
Source: RefSeq, a predicted model, not a curated record